UCAAAGGCCUCUCAUUUCAAUUUUCAAAACCAGGAAAAAAUCUGACCUUUCUCACAAACUCCCCGCCACCGCCCACUACCAUGGCCUCUGAUCCCCACCCCUCUCCCACCACCACCGCCACUACCGCCGCUACUGCCACCGCCGUAACCACAAACACACGCCCCUUCCCAAUCCCAAACACAAACACAAACACAAACACGAACCCACCAUCGCAAUCAACAAGGCCCAACAUGUCUCCACUCCUGUACCCACAAGCCCACCACCAUCAGCACCACUACACACCCAUCAGACCAACCCCAAGCCACCACCAACAACAAUCUUCUCACUCUCAGGGAGUUCUAUACCCGGUCGCCUCCUCCGGCCGCGGCUUCAUCCCCAAACCGCUACCGCCAAUGCACGCUGUCACCGUCGCCGCCCAUCCUGGUAAUGCUACUUCCACUGCUGCUGCUGCUGGUGGUGCGUACCCACCUCGCCCUCUCGUCUCCUACUCCCAACCCCACGGUCUCAGCCAUCCUGUCCAUGUCAUGAGGCCUCCCCACUACCACCACGUGCACCCUGCUCAGCUAGCCGGUCAGGGUUUGGGUCCCGGUCCGGGUCCGGUUAAGGGCAUUCCGGUUUCGUCUCCGCAAUCCAAGGGUGUUCCUCCAUCAUCGGUCGCUGAUACUAAUGGCUAUAGAGAUAAGAGGGAUAGAAGCAGAGAUGACACACUGACCACUAUCAGAGAUCGAAAAGUCAGAAUAAUAGAUGGGGCUUCUCUAUAUGCACUUUGCCGAUCAUGGUUGAGGAAUGGUUUUCCAGAAGAAAGUCAGCCACAGUAUGGGGAUGCUGUGAAGGCUCUUCCAAAACCUUUGCCUAUACCUGUGUCAGCCACUCAUCUGCCAAAGAACAAGGAAGCUGAAGAAGAAGAGGCAGAGGAUAAGGAGGAUGAGGAAUCUGUUGAGCAUUUAUCACCACAAGAUCUUUUGAAAGGACACAUCAAACAUGCUAAAAAGGUUCGAGCACGAUUAAGGGAAGAACGGUUACGUCGAAUUGCAAGGUAUAAAAGUAGGCUUGCUCUUCUCCUUCCUCCGCUGGUAGAACAGUUCAGAAAUGAUACAGCUCCUAGGAACUGAUUCUUGCAGCGUUGACUAGGCAUCAUUGUCAAUAUUGGGCAUCCUCAUGCACUUCAUGUAAAAAGCUGUAAACUUGCAGAGGUUGGUUAUUAAGCCUUUCAGGGAUCAGGAAAAGUGACUCAAAUUUGCUGGAGUUCAUUGAUCAAGAUGCAAGCCGAUUGGAAAAUUGUUUGGGGAGGUUUUUGCUUAUAAAUAUACAUAGAAUUGUUGUUAGCUUUGCCCUAGUGUUUACAUCAUUGUGCAACUUCGAAACAGAGUGCAAAUGUUCUCUACUAAUCUCUAAUUAAUCUACUUUUUUUUAUAUUCUGUUCAAAGAUGUUCUCUGCUUCCUUUGAACCGAUCCAGGCAUUUUGCAACAGUUGCCUUCUCCUGUUAAAGAUUCAAAACCUACUACUGAGUUGAAUGUAUUCCAUCAAAAAUUGAAUGAUCAAUUACUUAGAUAUUCGAUGACA
Corylus avellana is the source of this 1564-nucleotide messenger RNA. RefSeq lists its product as uncharacterized. Gene Ontology annotation, cellular component: transcription repressor complex. Lineage: Eukaryota; Viridiplantae; Streptophyta; Magnoliopsida; Fagales; Betulaceae. The record is from RefSeq and is a predicted model, not a curated record.